Messenger RNA from Symbiodinium necroappetens, 309 nucleotides. Lineage: Eukaryota; Dinophyceae; Suessiales; Symbiodiniaceae. The record is from the annotation of a GenBank genome assembly.
AUGGAAUUUCGUUCAAGCUGCCCGAUUGCCCAAAGCCUUGAUGUCAUAGGCGACCGAUGGACACUGUUGAUCAUGCGCGAUGCGCUAUUGUUUCAACGCCGUACUUUUGCAGAAUUUGCCGGCAGCCCGGAGCAUAUACCUACCAACCUGCUCGCGGACCGACUUAAAAAACUGGUCAAGCUGGGCCUGCUGGAAAAAAUACCCUAUCAGGACAAGCCGCUGCGCUAUGAAUACAUUCCCACAGACGCGGGACAGAAGAUAAAACCCUUGCUACGCGCCCUGCGCGAUUACGGACAGCAACUGGGUUGA